This is a messenger RNA of Onychostoma macrolepis, 2625 nucleotides long. RefSeq names its product Ly1 antibody reactive homolog (mouse) (gene lyar). Gene Ontology annotation, biological process: rRNA processing; negative regulation of transcription by RNA polymerase II. The coding region runs from base 281 to 1219 and encodes 312 amino acids. The transcript has 9 exons. Lineage: Eukaryota; Metazoa; Chordata; Actinopteri; Cypriniformes; Cyprinidae. The record is from RefSeq and is a predicted model, not a curated record. Gene Ontology annotation, cellular component: nucleolus. Gene Ontology annotation, molecular function: DNA binding.
CAGAGCGGCGCCGCACGUGUGUCUGUGGCAACUCGUGCUUCAAGACACUCGCGCGCGUUUCAGUCGCGUGUUUUUACUUUAAACAGCAAGUUCAGUUAAUACCGGAGACUCGCUCACGGGCAUCAAGAGAACCGGACCGGCGAACCGAAUCUCUCGAGUGAUUCAUUAACCCGCGUGUGAAGGAGAGAAUCCGAGAUCAGCCGCUGCUCUUCAUCAGAGAAUCACAGAUCCGCUUCAUUAAGGUGCAGGAUCACAGGGUCAGCUGCUGCUCUUCCUCAGGAUGGUCUUCUUCACGUGUAGCGCCUGCGGCGAGUCUCUGAAGAAAGCUCAAGUGGAGAAACACCUGCUGAAGUGCCGCGCUUGUCAGGUUUUGUCCUGCAUCGACUGCAGCAAAGACUUCUGGGGCGACGAUUAUAAGAACCACAACAAGUGCAUCAGUGAAGACCAGAAGUACGGCGGUAAAGACUUCCAGGCAAAGGCGAACAAGGGCGAUGUGAAGCAGCAGCAGUGGAUUCAGAGGAUCCAGCAGGCCAUGGAGCAGCCCGGCGUCGAGCCCAGUGUGUGGAAGGUCCUGCAGAUGGUCAGUACUCACAAUAAUGUGCCGCGCAAGAAAGCCAAGUUUGAGAACUGGAUGAAGAACUGUCUGAAGAUCUGCACCCCGUGUUUACUGGAGAAGGUCUGGGAGAUUUGCUCAGCGGCUGCCGACAGCAACAGCAACCAAACCAACCAUCAGAUGAAUGGUGCUGAGACGAACGGAAACAAGAGAGAUGAGCGGAAAAAUAAGAAGAAGAAGAGAAAGACUUCAGAUGAGCAGAACGGAGAAAACACAGACGAGAAACAGACGAGAAAAAAGAGGAAACGAGAGGAGAAAGAACAGAACGCAGACGAAAAGAGCAACAAAAAACAGAAGAAAAGAAAACAGGAUGCAUUUGACGAGAGUCUGAAUCCGGAGGGGGAGGAGCCAGAGAAGCAGGAGUCUGAAUCAAGCUCUACCGGGAAGUUUAACUGGAAAGGGACGAUAAAGGCAGUUCUGAGAGACGCUCCUGAGGACGGACUCGCUGUCAAGAAACUCCGCAAGAAGGUUUUAGCGGCGUAUUACUCGUUCACUGGAGACUCAAACUUCAGAUCGGAAGAGGAGCUUCUGUCUCUGUUCAACAGAAAGAUCAACAGCAACCCAAAGUUUAAGAUCCUCAAAGACAGAGUCAGACUGGUGAAAUGACGGACUCUGUGCUGUAAUAAAUGCUGCGAGUGAACUCACGUCUGUCUGUGUCUUUAGCGGUCACUCGAGUGUUUGAUAAGAUUAUUCUGUCGUUCAGGAUUGGAGUCUGGAAUCAUUUGAUUCAAAUCAGGACUUCGAAGCAUGUAUCGCAAAUAUUCUUUUUUAUUAAACAGAACCAAACACCAAACCAAUAAAGGGGUCAUAUGAUGCUUUUUUUAAAGAUCGUUAUUUUGUGUGUUUGAUGUAACCGAAUAUGUUGACAUGCUUUAAUGUUCAAAAAACACUAUUUUUCAAAUACUGUACAUUAUUGCAGGUCCACUAUGCCCGUCAUUUUCUUCAAAGCCCCUCCUUCCGACAAGCGCAGUCUGCUCUGAUUGGCCAGCUGACACAGUGCAUUCUGAUUGGCCGAACACCACAAGCACUCGUUGGAAAUGUAACACCCCUUUCCAUAAUCACAAGCUUCAGCUUUCAAAGUAAAUAUCAAGACAGUUAAUAAUGUUGUUAGUUUUACCAUCAGUUCAAGCCUGAGAGCGGAACAGAGUCGUGUGACUCAGUGAUGAUGCUCGUAUGUGUCUGAACACAAGCCACGGUUAAGACAGCUGACUCCACUGUGAUGUGACCCUGUCUCUCUCUCACACACACACACACACACACACACACACACACACACGACGUGAAACUCUGCAUUUGAACAGUCAAUAGCAAUUACUUAAACUAAUAACAAAUCAUACUUACAGUCGCUGAUUCAGAAGCGCCAGAUUGUCAGAGCAAAGUCAGAAUUUACCCAUUUUUAUUUUUUAGAAAUAGCCUUUGCACAGCCAGCCUUGUACUCUCCUAGGUUCACGAAACUGUCGUCCAUAAAAUGCGUUGCACAAAUUUGAAAUGUGAACAUUUGGGUUGUGCUGUUGUGUUGUAAAUCUUAACCAUGAUUCCUAAUUGCUUCUACUUCCGGAAGACCAAAUAAAGUGCUUUUACUUUCACACAGAAGCACACAGCGUCUCCUGACACGGCUGCUUCAACACUACUGCGGUUACUGAAACCACACCUUCUUUGCGUGAACAUUUGGGCGGCAUUACGCAAAUAUUUCCACAUCGUGACGUAGACAUGUGGGGCGUGUUUAAUGAGGCGUUUUAGCCCGGUCUGGAUCAGCCUUCUCUUUUAGACAGAAUAAAUCCUUCUGUGGGAGACUUUGAGCUUCGUAACUGCAGAUCUCAUACAUGCACAAACAGCUACAUAACACACCAAAGAAAAGGAAAACAAGAAAUCGCAUCAUAUGACCCCUUUAAGGCGGUGCAGUUAUUAAACAGAACAAAGAAAAAUGAAAGAAAGAAAGUACUACAAAUACCAUGGUUAAGCUAUAGUUAGUUUAGCAAAGCCAUGGUUAAUUUGUGGUUACCGUGGUUUAA